GAGGCUGUUGAGUUUGUCCUACAACUGUUGAAGGUAAUUACGUUUUGGGUAGUUAUCAUACCUGCAUGAGCAGAGAUGUAUAUGGUUACCAAAAACAGAACUUUCACUUGGCCUAUAUGGUCAUACACGAGAGCAAAAAGGUCUGCUUCACCACAAACCUCUGUCUCACCUGUCAAAGGCCGCCGAUCGAGAUCAUUGUCGAGGUCUAGAAGGAGUCGUUCUAGGAGCCCAUCUGUGGAUGCAACCAAUCCUGGAAACAACUUGUAUGUAACAGGCUUAUCCACAAGGGUUACCUCUGCUGAUGUUGAGAAAUUCUUUAACAAAGAAUGCAAGGUGUUGGAGUGCCAUCUUGUAACUGACCCUCGCUCCAGAGAAUCUCGUGGAUUUGCAUUUGUCACAAUGGAAACUGUAGAGGAUGCAGAGCGAUGCAUUAAGUACUUGAAUCGCUCUGUGCUUGAAGGUCGACUAGUCACUGUGGAAAAGUUUCUAGGUAUAUAUUGAGUCAUUGAUUACCAGAUUUUCACCAUGGGGGGAGCUCGUUCUAGGAAGAGAAACCAUCGAGAUGAUGAAGAUAGUUUUCGUAGAGGGAUUUCCAGAAGGAUACAUUGAAUGAGGAGGAAAAAAGGAGGGGGUUUCUGGGUACAUUGAUCUAUAAAUCUGGAAGAAGAAGAGGUGGAGAAGAAGACCCAGCAGCAACAAUAACCACAACAACAAGGAGGUUACUAGGAACAGCAGCAGAAGAAGAUCAUCGUCCAAAUCCUCUGCUCCUCUGCUCGAGUUGGUCUGUUUGUUGAGGGAGGAAUCCAAGUUCUAAUAAUAACCAAUCUUGGUCGAAAUCUACAAGGGAUUCUAAAAGUGGGUCUUGAAGAAAAUUGAUGUCAAUGCUAUAGGAUAUCGUUACUGUUUUGUUGAACUUCAGAAGUUGGAGAAACUUCAGGAAGAGGAUCUUGUUGAAAGGCCGUUCAAGAAGAAACAGAUCAAGAUCAGGUUUCCUGAAUGGGGAAGAAGUGGGAGAUUUGCUCCAUUUGGAGGUAAGGUGUUGUUUAGCAGAGCAAAUCUCACAAUUGAAAAAGGAGAGAAACUGGCCAUUAUUGGCCCAAAUGGAUGUGGCAAGAGUACUUUGCUUAAACUAAUAAUGGGUUUACAAAAGCCAAUAGCAAGUGAAGUUCUGCUUGGGGAGCAUAAUGUCCUAACAAACUUUUUUGAGCAAAAUCAGUGGGAGAGGAGAGGCAGCAGCCAACCCAAGUAGAUAUUGAUCAAGUGCGAAAUGAGUGGGGGAAGUUUGUUGUCAACACAUAUGUGCAUGAACCUUGAAGUAGCGCGCUUGUUGCUGGUACAAUUUUGAUAUGGAAAGCAUCUUUUUUGUGCUUCUCUGCUGGUACAUUAUCAUGCACCAUGUGGCAUGUUUUGGAAUAAUACAUAUAUAUGUAUCAGCU
Messenger RNA from Rosa chinensis, 1436 nucleotides. RefSeq names its product serine/arginine-rich splicing factor SR45a-like. Gene Ontology annotation, cellular component: spliceosomal complex. NCBI's taxonomy places the organism in Eukaryota, Viridiplantae, Streptophyta, Magnoliopsida, Rosales, Rosaceae. Gene Ontology annotation, molecular function: RNA binding. The coding region runs from base 76 to 501 and encodes 141 amino acids. The transcript is spliced from 9 exons. The record is from RefSeq and is a predicted model, not a curated record. Gene Ontology annotation, biological process: positive regulation of mRNA splicing, via spliceosome.